This is a messenger RNA of Brienomyrus brachyistius, 4243 nucleotides long. RefSeq names its product alpha-2-macroglobulin-like. Lineage: Eukaryota; Metazoa; Chordata; Actinopteri; Osteoglossiformes; Mormyridae. Gene Ontology annotation, molecular function: endopeptidase inhibitor activity. Gene Ontology annotation, cellular component: extracellular region. The record is from RefSeq and is a predicted model, not a curated record. The transcript is spliced from 33 exons. The coding region runs from base 164 to 4207 and encodes 1347 amino acids.
UACUGUGUUUUUUGUAGUGUUUUUCUGGGUCACCUUCCCGGGUACGAUCCAGGGGGGGUCUGAGGCCACAGUAUGUGCCCAUGUCUUUUCCCCUAACGAGUCCCUGACCCUGACUGUCGCACUGACGCACAAUGACCAAAGGAAGACACUGUUUCUCAAACGGAUGGACCAAGACUUCUAUGAAUGUUUCCUCUUUCAGGCUCCAGUGGUGAAGGAAAAUUCUCAACAGAGCAUUGAGGUGGAAGUCCAAGGGACGUCCUCUCGAAUAACAAAGAGAAGCGAUGUGAUGUUUACUCCCAUGUCCUUCUCAACGUUCAUUCGGACUGAUAAACCUGUUUACAAACAAGGGCAGACAGUGCAUUUCCGUAUUUUCACCGUGGAUGAGAAUUUGAUUCCUGUCAAUCAGCUGUAUGACCGCAUGGAACUCCAGUCUCCUGUGGGCCAUAUAAUUGGCCAGUGGGUCAACAGCACGAACAAUGGCAGAAUUCUGCAGAUGUCCUUCCCACUGAAUUCUAAGGCAUACCCAGGACGAUACAAACUCUCCGUGUGGAGCCAGAAUGGCCACGUUGAAGAAAAUUUCGAGGUUAAAGACUAUGUUUUACCAAGGUUCCAGGUGGACCUUAAAGUGCCAGAGGAGGUCAAUGUCCUGGAAAAGGAGAUUGAGGCUGGAGUGUGUGGCACGUAUACGUAUGGGAAGCCUGUGGUUGGCGUAGCGUCGCUGAAGCUGUGUCGAGAAGUCUACAGUUAUUCACAGGACACUAAUGCCACUGCAGUCUGUCAGAUGGAAGACGUUCAGGUCAACAAAAUGGGCUGUGCCUUCCACCGGUUCAGCAUGUCCCAUUUUUGUUCAGUCAAUUGGGAUGAUUUUGCACGCUCGCUGAAAUUCACCAUGAAAUUAGAGGAAGAAGGAACAGGUGUCUUCCUAGAAGAAACAGCUCGAAUAAGCCUGAAUGCUGAUGCUGGAGGGUUAUCGUUUGUGGACACACCCACUGUUUUCCACCACAACUCCACCUUUGAGGGCAAAAUAAAAGCUGUUGAUUAUAAGAAGUCGCCCAUCGCCAAUAUGAAAAUUUAUUUAUCUGAUUAUUCCUGGACGAAGAAUAUUACCACUGAUGCCAAUGGUAUAGCGUCCUUCUCCCUAAACACAAGUAUUUGGUCUCAUUCAAAUACAAAGUCACUUUAUGGAAACGCACGCAAGGGAGAGAGUUUUCCAGGAAUGGAGUACCUCUAUUUCCAUGAUGCGUACAUAUACCUCACUCUGUGGGAGCCCAGUUCAAUAAGACCCACAGAGCCUCCACAGCCCCAGAGUUCCCUGACCAUAGAUCCAGUGCAGGACACAUUGUCUUGCUGGUCAGAGCAGCAGCUCCGGUUUCAGUACGUCAUCUUCGAGGAGACUUCCAAAAGUGCCUUAUUGGACCUGUUUUACCUGGUCUUGUCCAACGAAGCAAUUACCUCCCAUGGUCGUAUUCUAGUUGUACUGCAGGAAGGCAGUGUGACCAAGGGGGAGGCAUCCAUCCCAGUGCAAGUGACCCCUGAUUUUGGACCAUUUGGAGAAGUGCUCGUCUACUCUCUGCUUCCUAGCAAGAUUGUGAUUGCGAACAGUAUGAGAUUUAAAGCAGAAAAGUGCUUCAGAAACAAGGUCUCCCUGCAGUUCUCACACUCUCAAGCUGUCCCAGGGGAGGGAGUGAACCUGCAGCUCAGAGCCCAGCCUGGGUCUGUAUGUGGCCUCUCUGUGGUGGACAAGAGCGUGCUACUGAUGGAUGACAAGAGGCUAAAUGUAGACAAGUUUAAUACUGAGCGUGGAAGAUCACAUGUGGUUUGGUGGGAAAGAAGAGAGUGCCUACCUGUGAGGGCCGCCCGCUCUUUACAGGACGAAUACGUCAGUGGAAUCUCAGAGACCAGUAUCAGAAAGUUUAAGGAAAUGGGUCUGAAGAUUGUGAGCAGUUUUCUGGAGCGACCGCAGUGUGUGAAAUUAUUGGGGAUAGAGUUUAACCUGGAACCCUUUCCAUACAUGAGAUAUCCUGUUGGGGCAUCAGGGUUCUUUGGUUCUUUGGAAAAACCACGCAUCUUCUUCCCAGAGACAUGGGUUUGGGAUCUUAUAGAGGUGGGGGAGUCUGGCUCCUCUGUAAUUCAUCUCACAGCCCCUGACACCAUUACCACCUGGGAGACGGAGGCUUUCUGCCUGUCCAAGGAGGGUCUGGGCCUGGCCACUCCCCCUUCGCUCACUGUCUUCCAGCCCUUCUUCGUAGAGCUGACUUUGCCGCACUCCAUAAUCCGUGGGGAGCGCUUUGAGCUCAAGGCAACAGUCGUUAACUAUGAGCUCAAGUGCAUCAUGGUGACUGUAACUCCAGCACCUUCCUCCAACUACAUUCUGGAGCCUUUUGCAGCAGAGCAAUACUCUACCUGUGUUUGCCAAUGGAAGAUCUUCCGCUGGAUUUUGGUGCCCUCUGUGAUCGGGUCCGUGAACGUGACUGUGAGGGCCGAGGCAGUGGAGUCACAAACCGUGUGUGACAACGAAGUCGUUAGCGUCCCGGAGAAGGGGCGCGUCGACAUCGUCACUCGCAGCCUGUUGAUAAAGGCAGAAGGAACUGAAAAGACCGUCACUCACGGUUGGCUGCUGUGUCCUCAGGGUGCGCCCCUCCAGGAGGAAGUGAUGCUGCAGCUCCCUGCUGAUGUUGUGGAGGGCUCAGCCCGGGCAGCUGUCUCUGUGAUUGGGGAUAUCCUGGGCAGAGCGUUACAGAACUUGGAUGGGAUGCUCGCCAUGCCGUACGGCUGUGGGGAGCAGAACAUGGCACUGUUGGCCCCAAACAUCUACAUCAUGCACUACUUGAAGGCUACAGAACAGCUGGACCCCAUCGUGCUUCAGAAGGCCACCCACUUUCUGAAUACUGGCUACCAGAGGCAACUGAGGUAUCUGCAUGUGAAUGGGGCAUUCAGCACGUUUGGUCAUGGAACGGAAGUGAAUAGCUGGCUGACUGCAUUCGUCAUGAGGUCACUUGGCAGCGCGCGAUCUUUCAUGUACGUCGAACCCAAAGUGAUCAAUGGUGCGAGAACCUGGCUGCAGUCUCAGCAGAAAAAGGAUGGCUGUUUCAAAACUGUGGGGACCCUGUUUAACAAGAGGAUGAAGGGUGGGGUGAUGGAUGAUGUGACUCUCACCGCCUACAUCUCAGCAUCGAUGCUGGAGCUGAAUACAAGUGCAUCCAGCCCAGCACUAGCCAAGAGCUUGAUAUGUCUGAGGAAGGCCAGUCAUAACCUGAGUGACAUCUACACAACUGCUCUACUGGCCUACACCUUCAGCUUGGCCCAAGAGAUGGACACCAGUGAUCGCCUGCUGAAGUACUUGGAUUCUGUUGCCUCCAGGAAUGAGGGCCUGCUUCAUUGGUCCCCGCCGAGCUCAGAAGCAUCCACCUCGCUAUCAGUAGAGUUGACCUCUUACGUGCUCCUGGCUGUCCUGCGGCGGCCGCAGCUGUCCGCCGCUGACCGUGGCUACACCAGCCGCAUCGCAGGUUGGCUGGUGAAGCAGCAGAAUCCACAAGGAGGCUUCUUCUCCACGCAGGACACGGUGGUAGCCCUCCAGGCAUUGUCCCGCUAUGCUACCUUGGUCUAUAGUCCAGGAGGGACCAGCACAGUUUCAGUUCAUUCCUCCGGAGGCGACAUGCACCACUUCACAGUGGAUAAAACCAACAAGCUAAUCUACCAAGAGAGUGAACUACAAAGCAUCCCAGGGCAGUAUGUGAUUGAGGCUCAGGGCAGUGCCUGUGUCUCAGUGCAGACAGCACUCUACUACAACAUUCCUCCUACUGCUGAUGGCUCCAUCUUCGGCAUCACGGCUUCCACAAAAGGCAACUGCACUAGCAGUGGACGGCACCUCUUAUUCAACCUGAUUCUCCAAUACAACGGCCCAAGAGACAGUACAGACAUGGUGAUUGCAGAUGUGGCAAUGCUUUCUGGGUUCAUCCCGGAGGCAGAAAACUUGAAGCAGCUGGAGGACUCUUCGGAGGUUGACCGGGUCGAAAUUGAAAACAACCAUGUGUUGCUUUAUUUCACAAAGCUACUGCAGAAUAAUGCUACAGAAAUCAGCUUCAAGCUCAGGCGUGAGGUUCAGGUGGAGCCCCUGAAGCCAGCCACCGUCAAGGUGUACGACUACUAUCUGCCCAGUGACCAGGCUGUGACGAAAUACACUUCAGUUUGUGCCAAAGAUCAGUGACACAUGGGCGAUUGCUCUCCAACAGAGGAAUUAUGG